AUGGAUACGAAAGUUCAACAACUGUUUAUUGCUCUAGUAUGGAUGACAAAUAAUGUACACAGUUGCUUCUGUCCUAUUUUGCAGCACCCUCAAGAUCAAUUCUGCGAGUCUGACUAUGUUUUCCAUGGCAAAGUUAUCAAUGAGAAACUUGUAGAAGACUUAGAUAAUGAUGUUCACAAUAAUAAGGCGAUUUGGAAAUAUACUUUUAAAGUUAUUUUCAAAAUGAAGGGGAUGAUUGAGGGAGUUGGACAAGAUGCCAUUGUAGAGACAAAAGGAAAUCAAGCCCAGUGUGGUGUCCGCUUUACUGUCGGAAAAUCUCAUAUCUUAAUGGGAGCAAAGAAACCCGAUGGAACGAAAACAAUUGCAUUAUGUGAUUUCAUGACACAGCUCAGCAAUAUGUCACCGUAUCAAACUUUUUACCUGUUUACAAAAGGUGCCUAUUCGUACAGAAAUAACUGUGGAUUCGGAUGUAAAACCAGUCCAACAUCAGUAGGUUGCAAAUAUCAGUCAAAAAAUGAUCCGGUGAACACCUGCCUUGCCAAGGAUGCCCUUUGCAAAAGAGAAGGAUUUCAGUGUCGUUGGAUUAAUAAUGACACGUGUUAA
Messenger RNA from Mytilus trossulus (common blue mussel), 603 nucleotides. Its product is annotated as metalloproteinase inhibitor 3-like. Gene Ontology annotation, biological process: negative regulation of endopeptidase activity; negative regulation of membrane protein ectodomain proteolysis. NCBI's taxonomy places the organism in Eukaryota, Metazoa, Mollusca, Bivalvia, Mytilida, Mytilidae. The record is from RefSeq and is a predicted model, not a curated record. Bases 1 to 603 code for a protein of 200 amino acids. The transcript is spliced from 5 exons. Gene Ontology annotation, cellular component: extracellular matrix. Gene Ontology annotation, molecular function: protease binding; metalloendopeptidase inhibitor activity.